Messenger RNA from Psylliodes chrysocephalus, 904 nucleotides. The record is from the annotation of a GenBank genome assembly. NCBI's taxonomy places the organism in Eukaryota, Metazoa, Arthropoda, Insecta, Coleoptera, Chrysomelidae.
CGUUGUAUGAAGAUAAUAUCCAGUUUCACGUUUCACGUGGAAAAAUGGUGCAAAUAACUUCAAAAAACAAGUCAUUUGGAUUGGUCUUAACUUCACCCUAUUCUCAGAUUUAUAAUUUAUAGGUUAAGUUAUUUCAAAUGUCAGAGUCGAAUACAAAAAUACAAAUAUUUUGAAAUGGUUAUUUAUGGUAUUUAUAUUGUUUCAAAAUCUGGUGGUUUAAUCUUUAAUUACGACAAUCUUGUACCAAAUAUCGAAACCGAGAAGAAAUUUUCUUAUCCUCUGGAUAUAAAGUUGAGGGUGGAGAACAAAAAAAUUGUAGUUGAAUUUGGUCAGAAAGAUGGGAUCCAAGUGGGUCAUGUAUUAAGUGCAAUUAACGGGAUACCAGUAACGGGGCAACAAUUGGAUAAUGGGCAAGAUGCCAUGGUAUUUUUAGACAAAAAAGAGAAUUAUCCUGUUACAUUACAAUUUGGCAGGCCAAAGAUGACUACGAACGAAAAAAUAUUUCUUGCAAGCAUGUUUUAUCCCCUGUUUGCUAUAGCAAGUCAGCUGAGUCCUGAACCAAAAACUUCCGGAAUAGAAGUACUUGAGGCAGAUACAUUCCGACUGAACUGCUUUCAGACUUUAACUGGGGUGAAGCUGAUGAUAGUUACUGAUAGGGCACAAACAGGAGUUGAAAUUUUACUUAGAAGAAUAUAUGAACUUUAUGCUGAUUAUGCUUUAAAAAAUCCAUUUUAUUCAUUAGAAAUGCCAAUAAGAUGUGAACUGUUUGAUAGUAAUUUAAAAGGUGUACUUGAACAGAUAACGAAAGUCGGUAUUAAUAAUAUUUAAAUGUAGAAGUACAUAAAAUGUUUUUAUUCCUAAAAACAAAAAUAAUCCUAAUAAAAAUAAAUGCUCCUUAUCCUAA